UAUUGGUUGCUAGAGGCUUUUAUUUCCCUCUAAAUAGUUCUAGACAAAGCUGAAAAUCCAUCAUUAUUACAUGACUACAGCUUACAUGCCAUAGGAGGAACCAAAAUUAUCUCCAAUGGCUAAAUUGCAGAAUCUUUAUCUCUUCUCUUACAAUUGUCUUCAGUUUCUUGGAUGGACAGUUGCCCUUUUCAGAAUUUUGAGCAACUUUAUUUCCAACAAGUCAGUCACUGGUGCUUAUGCUUCUGCUGGUGAACUAAUUUGUUUGCUGCAAUGUUGUGCAUUCUUGGAAGUUAUACAUGGAGCUAUAGGGAUUGUUCCUAGUGGAAUAGUGCUUCCUCUGUUGCAAUGGAGUGGAAGAACUCAUUUUCUGCUAGCAGUUGUUCGUCAAAUUGUUGAGGUCCAGGAAUCGCCUUCAGUGUUCAUAACGUUUUUUGCUUGGAGCUUAAGUGAGGUGGUCAGAUACUCACAUUAUGCUUUGAGUUGCAUUGGAAAUCCACCCUACUUGAUCACGUACCUCAGGUACACUGCUUUCAUUCUAUUGUAUCCCGUUGGAGUAUUUCCUGGUGAAAUGUGGCUUUUGUACCAGGCACUUCCGUUCAUUAAAAGGACAAACCUAUAUGCAGAUAGUCUCCCUUUCAGUUAUUAUAAGUUUAUAAAGGUUCUGCUUCUGGUAUACCCUCUUCUAUGGCUCAAACUUUAUCUGCACUUGUUCAAGCAACGCCGAUCAAAGCUGGGUAAAUAUCAGAAGACAAAGAAAACAUGAGAGUCCAAAGUUUUGUUUUUCCUACUUUUAUUUUCAAUUGCAUAAGUAGAGGUUGGAUAAAGGAUGUAGCGUUUGACACCUUUCUUCAUAAACAGACUUUGUAGCUGUUGAAUGUCCAAAUAUAACUUGUAAGUCUGAAUCUGGAGAACUCUCUAAGAUUAAAACCUAUUGAAGAAACUUACCAUUUCCCAAAAGAA
Molecule: messenger RNA, 960 nt
Organism: Lycium barbarum (goji berry)
Lineage: Eukaryota; Viridiplantae; Streptophyta; Magnoliopsida; Solanales; Solanaceae
Exons: 9
Coding region: 116-763 (215 amino acids)
Biological process (GO): very long-chain fatty acid biosynthetic process; fatty acid elongation; sphingolipid biosynthetic process
Cellular component (GO): endoplasmic reticulum membrane
Molecular function (GO): 3-hydroxyacyl-CoA dehydratase activity
Source: RefSeq, a predicted model, not a curated record